UUUGACUCUUCUCCCCCCACAGCCUUACCCAAAACAGCAAUUUCUGUAUCAGAUCGACCCCGCUACCCAACCGACCCUCUUUUUUUGUUUUUGUUUUUCCUCCUUCCAAAUCCAAUAGUCCACAUCAGACUGAAAACAAAAACAAAACAGCAUAGUAACUACAUUAAUUAUCGAAUCGAACCCUCCAAAAAAAUCCUUGUAUCUCUCUGUUUUUGUUUUUUUUUGGGUUUGAUCGAAAUGAAGGAUGAAGAUGGGCUUAUUCCAACAACGACAGCGAAGAAAGAAACCUCGGAUUCGAGUUUCUUCGGUAAAGGUCGGUACAAGUUCUGGGCAUUGGCGGCGAUUUUGUUGCUCGCAUUUUGGUCCAUGUUUACGGGAACCGUUACUCUUCGUUGGUCCGCUGGAAAUCUCAACCGGUUCACUGAAGACCUCGAUAAUUACAUCCACGACGAUCUCGAUGUCCUCGAAAUGGAGGAGAGAGAGAAGGUGGUGAAGCACAUGUGGGAUGUGUACACGAAUAGCCGUCGGAUCAGAUUACCGAGGUUUUGGGAGGAAGCGUUUGAGGCUGCCUAUGAGGAUUUGACCAGUGAUGUCGUUGGUGUUAGAGAAGGUGCUAUUACUGAGAUCGCUAAGAUGUCUGUGCGCUCCAUUGAUCUUGAUCCCACUCCCGUCCAAUCAACGACUGCACGAGAAUUGCAUAAGAGUCUGAAGCGGGCAGAGAAAGGCAGGGAAGUAGUGACCUUGAAAGGUGGUCAUCGAUGAUGUGAAGGAUGUUGAGGGUGGAAGGAUUCAGUCAUUUAGAUUACUCACAAUUGAUCAUGUGCUGCCCAAAGAUUGUGAAGGGCAGUGAUAGGUGAAAUCAUACUCGGUUCUUCUAUGUAUUUAAUUAGGUUAUUUUUCUUCCAAAUUUUUGCAGUCACAAUAUUUUCAUGCGGGUAGUAAACUGAAACAACCUUUCAAGUAGAUCAAUCAAGUGAAGGGAAUUUUUUAUGAGAUA
This is a messenger RNA of Quercus robur (English oak), 997 nucleotides long. RefSeq lists its product as uncharacterized. The record is from RefSeq and is a predicted model, not a curated record. Bases 238 to 762 code for a protein of 174 amino acids. The transcript is spliced from 3 exons. NCBI's taxonomy places the organism in Eukaryota, Viridiplantae, Streptophyta, Magnoliopsida, Fagales, Fagaceae.